UCCUCCCAUCAGCUGCCAACGGCACGACUCGCGCGACUCGCGCAUCCCUUCCGCAAUGAACUCCUCCUCGAGGGGCCGCGCCGGCCUUCCGUACGAGUAACCCGCGCCCGGAGAGUUUCCCUUGACCAGUUGAAAGAAAACGAUCUUCCAUCGCCGCGAGCAUCGAUAUCGGAGCUCUACGUAGUUCUCGUGUUCGUGUCCCUCGGCCGGGAACAGCCGGGAAGAGUCCUAGUGCAACGUCAUCGACUCCUCUCUUCGCGUCAUGGAGUACGCGCUAAUCAAGGACAUCCGUCCCGGGCAGAAAAACAUUAAUGUGGUGUUUAUCGUUCUCGAAGUUGGACACCCUACGGUCACCAAGGAGAACCGCGAAGUUCGAACUUUCAAGGUGGCCGACAGCACCGCCUGCAUGAACGUCUCCAUCUGGGACGAGCCUGGCCAGCUCCUCGUCCCCGGGGACAUCGUCAGGCUCACCAAGGGCUACGCCUCCGUCUGGAGGCAGUGCCUGACCCUCUACUCCGGGAAGACCGGCGACAUACAGAAGAUCGGCGAGUUUUGCAUGGUCAUCAACGAGCAGCUCAACAUGAGCGAGCCCAACCCUGCGCUUGCGCAGCAACUCAUCUCCCAAGCGACACCCGCGACCCCUGUCGGCGUCAACAACGCCGUCACCAAUAACGGCAACGCCAACAACCUCCCCGCGAACACCGCCCGACAACCCCUCGCCGCGCAGAGCAACGCCGUGGCGCCAGCUGUCGGCGCCGGCGGAAGCUCCGCGGCCACGAAGACCGGAAAUGGCGGCGGGGGUGGUGGAGGCGCCACCGCGGCGGGACUUCCCGGAGGCUCCGCGAGGUUCACCGGGGAGACCGGGACGAAAUCCACUUCCUCGGCGAAGGGAAGUGCGAGGGGCCGAGGUAAUUACCGAAACGGCGGGAGGAACGAGCGCAGAUAACAUCGGACCUCGCCCGAAGAGCCUAACCUCUCUUCCACUGUAAAAAGCACGUAAUCGUAACCCGACGCGGACGAGCGUUGUGUAAUAUACAAUUUAUAUAUAUACAUUAAUGAUUAAUUACUAUAGUAAUGGGGAGUAAAUGGAUGCGAGUUUUCCAACGGCGGAUCUGUUGCCUCAAUUUGGUUUCGGGUAAGAUUAUGGAUAUUAAUUCUAGCGUAGUGUGUUGUGUCGAGAAGGGGUGGACGAAGAGGAACGACGAAUCGUGUGGGAUCUUUCUGAAGAACCAUCACAAGUGGAUCGUAGAAAUUUCUCACUGACUGCGAUGCCCUGUGUAAUUGUAUAUUGUCUGGGUUAACUGCGAAUAAUUGUAUAUUGAACGGAAGAUAUGUGGGAACGAUUGUGCACUCUCAUUAAGAGUAAACAAGGUCGGAUUUUA
Orussus abietinus is the source of this 1382-nucleotide messenger RNA. RefSeq names its product SOSS complex subunit B homolog. Gene Ontology annotation, molecular function: DNA binding. The record is from RefSeq and is a predicted model, not a curated record. Lineage: Eukaryota; Metazoa; Arthropoda; Insecta; Hymenoptera; Orussidae. Gene Ontology annotation, cellular component: SOSS complex. The coding region runs from base 263 to 946 and encodes 227 amino acids. Gene Ontology annotation, biological process: response to ionizing radiation; double-strand break repair via homologous recombination; mitotic cell cycle checkpoint signaling. The transcript is spliced from 2 exons.